GAGAACCAUCACACCCGAAUGGCAGCAUGAACGACCAGAGCGAGUUGACGCCAUCGAUGCAGGAUAACCACAUCUCUAUCUGUCUGUCUGUCCGGGCAACGGCGUCGCACUCGGCCAUACGUCCGGGCAAGCGAAUCGCCACCUUCCACAUCCCCCCCCCCGACCCAGCCGCCAUGCGGCCAACUCCAUCGACCGAACUGAUCUGCUCGGCUCUGCCGCCAUCAACCGAUCUGUUCUGCAUCCCUCGGACUGUCGAUCCCAAACCUCAACCCAUUCGAUGAACACAGAGCCCUUCCUCGCCGUCCUUCGCUCCAUGCGCGACAGCGUCCGGGCUCUCCUCCGUGCUCUCCGCAUCCUGCCCUAUGCCACGACACUGCUACUACUGGUGUGCUGGGUGGUCUAUCUUGCUUCUGCGGCUCUGGGGCUGCUUGGCGAGUCUGCCCCUCUUUCGUCUCUGUUUUCUGUUGCAGCCAACUGUCUGAUCCCAGAUCAGAUCCAGCAGCUCAAAGGACUCCACAGAAUCGUCGCUGCCAAUUUCAUCCAUGCAUCGCUCGGCCACAUCUUGCUCAACUCGAUGGCCCUGGUCCACUACGGCGCAUUUCUCGAGCAGCGCAUGGGAUCGGUCCUAUUCCUCUGGUGUGCUCUGCUAUUUGCACCCCUGGUCUCGAUCAUCCAUGUUCUGUUGGCCGGGUUUGUCGACGUUUUGUUGCAUACGAGCUGGAGCCAGAGUUGCUCCGUAGGCUUCUCGGCCGUGCUGUUUGCCUUUAUCGUUAUUGAAGUCAAGAGAGACCAGCACGAACACAGAAUGCCAUUUACCUCGUACACAUAUGCGGCCAGCCUCCAUCCCUGGGUACUGCUGUUGGUUGGUCAAGUUCUUUUGGGCUCCUCCGCAAGCUUCUUGGGCCACCUCUCGGGCAUUCUCGUCGGCUACCUGUACAACGAAGGGUUCUUGACCCGCUCCUGCCUGCUGCCGCCCGAGUCACUGCAGUCGUGCAUCGAGCUACUGCUCCCAGAAUCGAUUUAUCGCAGCUCUCGUUUCUUCAGCCAUGCUGCCGAGGGCUUGCCGACUUUCAGCACAGGGCUCUCUCUGGGUGCUGGAUACGAGCAAGUGGCCUCCGGCGUUCCAACACAGUCCGACAUGCGCUUUCCCGGGCGAGGACAUAUCCUGGGCAACAGCAGUUCAACUCUGCCACCCAUAUCCAGGACAGAGACCGAGACACCUGUUGACAAGCCUUGAGCCGCGACGCUUGGUCUGCUCGGUAGGGGUGCUACAGUCUAUCUAGAAAGAAACGGGACACUUUCCCUUCCUGGCUUCAGAUGUCUGAAACCCACUGACUGACUUGUAGGCCCAGCGGGUAGGCCAUG
Messenger RNA from Polychytrium aggregatum, 1365 nucleotides. RefSeq lists its product as uncharacterized. Gene Ontology annotation, cellular component: membrane. Gene Ontology annotation, molecular function: serine-type endopeptidase activity. Bases 278 to 1237 code for a protein of 319 amino acids. The transcript has 6 exons. The record is from RefSeq and is a predicted model, not a curated record. Lineage: Eukaryota; Fungi; Chytridiomycota; Chytridiomycetes; Polychytriales.